CACCCUACAGCAGUUCAGGCUGUGUGGUUCGCAGGAAGCAUACACUGGCUUUUUGAUUCUUGCUAGUUCCCAGCUCACAGUUUGGGAGGAUCCAACACCAACCUUUACGUGAAGUGGAGGCCCAAGGACAGUGAGGAGCUGGGUGGUCCCAGCCUGGAGCUGUGCCAGCCUGACAUGGGCUACACUCAGGUCUUUGCUGUCUGGUUCCAGAGCCGAACCUUCUUUCCCCCACGCACAGGAAUCUUUCCUUUCCGGUGACCAGGGCCCUGCAGAUGUCGCCAGGAAAGUGGUGAUCCAGGCAGGACCAGGCUGCACUGAAGGGACAGAGAAAUGGAGGCAAACGACCAUUUUAACUUUACUGGCCUUCCCCCUGCACCUGCUGCCUCAGGACUGAAACCCUCUCCUUCCUCAGGGGAGGGCCUCUACACUAACGGGUCUCCCAUGAACUUCCCCCAGCAAGGGAAAAGUUUGAAUGGGGAUGUGAAUGUUAAUGGCUUAUCUACUGUAUCUCACACUACUACUUCAGGGAUUUUGAACUCUGCUCCCCACUCCUCCAGCACCUCACACCUCCAUCACCCCAGCGUGGCCUACGACUGUCUCUGGAACUACUCACAGUACCCAUCUGCCAAUCCUGGCAGCAACCUCAAGGACCCACCCCUUCUCUCCCAGUUCUCGGGGGGACAAUACCCACUCAACGGCAUCCUUGGGGGCAGCCGGCAACCUUCAUCCCCAAGUCAUAACACUAACCUUCGGGCUGGGAGCCAAGAGUUCUGGGCCAACGGUACCCAGAGUCCCAUGGGGCUUAACUUUGAUUCACAAGAACUGUAUGAUUCCUUUCCUGACCAGAAUUUUGAGGAGGUAGGCAGUGGUAUCCAUCCUGAUGAGGCAGCAGAAAAGGAGAUGACUUCAGUUGUGGCAGAGAAUGGCACUGGCUUGGUAGGCAGCUUGGAGCUGGAAGAAGAGCAGCCAGAACUGAAGAUGUGUGGCUACAAUGGCUCUGUCCCUUCUGUGGAAUCGUUACACCAAGAGGUCUCAGUCCUGGUCCCUGACCCCACAGUGAGCUGUUUAGAUGAUCCUUCACAUCUUCCUGAUCAACUGGAAGACACUCCAAUCCUCAGUGAAGACUCUCUGGAGCCCUUCAACUCUCUGGCACCAGAGCCAGUGAGUGGAGGACUAUAUGGUAUUGAUGACACGGAGCUGAUGGGUGCAGAGGACAAGCUGCCUCUUGAGGACAGCCCUGUGAUUUCUGCCCUUGAUUGCCCUUCCCUCAAUAAUGCUACUGCCUUCAGUCUCCUGGCAGAUGAUAGUCAAACAUCAACCUCUAUCUUUGCCAGUCCCACCUCUCCACCUGUCCUAGGGGAGUCUGUCCUGCAAGAUAACAGCUUUGACCUGAAUAAUGGUAGUGACGCUGAACAGGAAGAAAUGGAAACUCAAUCUUCAGACUUCCCACCAUCCCUGACCCAGCCAGCUCCUGAUCAGUCAUCCACUAUUCAGCUACAUCCAGCAACCUCACCAGCAGUCUCGCCAACAACCUCCCCAGCAGUCUCCCUAGUGGUUUCUCCAGCAGCCUCCCCAGAAAUCUCUCCAGAAGUUUGUCCCGCAGCUUCUACAGUUGUCUCUCCAGCAGUCUUCUCAGUGGUCUCUCCAGCUUCCUCAGCAGUCCUCCCAGCAGUCUCCUUAGAAGUCCCGUUGACGGCUUCAGUGACAUCCCCAAAAGCCUCUCCCGUAACUUCCCCAGCAGCUGCCUUUCCAACAGCCUCCCCAGCAAAUAAGGAUGUCAGCAGCUUUCUAGAAACCACUGCUGACGUGGAAGAGAUCACUGGAGAAGGACUCACUGCUUCUGGUAGUGGUGAUGUCAUGAGGAGACGUAUUGCUACCCCAGAAGAAGUUCGUCUUCCCCUCCAACAUGGGUGGCGGAGAGAGGUGCGCAUCAAGAAGGGCAGCCACCGAUGGCAGGGGGAGACCUGGUAUUAUGGCCCCUGUGGGAAGAGGAUGAAGCAAUUUCCAGAAGUGAUCAAGUACCUGAGCCGCAACGUGGUACACAGUGUCCGCCGAGAGCACUUCAGCUUCAGUCCCCGUAUGCCUGUUGGAGAUUUCUUUGAAGAAAGAGACACGCCAGAGGGCUUGCAGUGGGUGCAGCUCUCAGCAGAGGAGAUCCCGUCGAGGAUUCAGGCAAUUACUGGCAAACGGGGUCGACCUCGAAACACUGAGAAGGCUAAGACUAAGGAAGUCCCCAAGGUGAAACGGGGUCGAGGUCGGCCACCUAAGGUCAAAAUCACUGAGCUAUUGAACAAGACAGACAACCGCCCCCUAAAGAAACUGGAGGCCCAAGAAACAUUGAAUGAGGAGGAUAAAGCAAAGAUUGCUAAAAGCAAGAAGAAGAUGAGGCAGAAGGUUCAACGGGGAGAGUGUCAGACUACUAUCCAAGGGCAGGCCAGAAAUAAGCGGAAACAAGAGACCAAGAGCUUAAAGCAGAAGGAAGCUAAGAAGAAAUCCAAGGCUGAGAAAGAAAAAGGAAAGACAAAGCAGGAAAAACUGAAGGAAAAAGUCAAGAGGGAAAAGAAGGAGAAGGUAAAAAUGAAGGAAAAGGAGGAGGUGACCAAAGCCAAGCCAGCCUGUAAAGCAGAUAAGACCCUGGCCACACAGAGGCGCUUGGAGGAACGGCAGAGGCAGCAGAUGAUCUUGGAGGAAAUGAAGAAGCCGACAGAGGAUAUGUGUCUGACUGACCACCAGCCCCUGCCUGACUUCUCACGAGUCCCUGGUCUGACAUUGCCCAGUGGAGCCUUCUCAGACUGCUUGACCAUUGUGGAGUUCCUGCAUAGCUUUGGCAAGGUGCUGGGCUUUGAUCCUGCCAAAGAUGUGCCUAGCCUGGGGGUCCUGCAGGAGGGACUCCUGUGUCAAGGUGACAGCUUGGGUGAGGUGCAAGACCUGCUGGUCAGGCUGCUGAAGGCUGCACUCCAUGAUCCUGGCUUUCCCUCCUACUGUCAGUCCCUAAAGAUCUUGGGGGAGAAGGUGUCUGAGAUCCCACUGACAAGAGACAAUGUGUCAGAGAUCCUGCGCUGCUUCCUUAUGGCAUAUGGAGUAGAGCCAGCCCUCUGUGACCGCCUGCGCACCCAGCCUUUUCAGGCCCAGCCACCCCAGCAGAAGGCUGCUGUCCUGGCCUUCCUUGUGCAUGAGCUCAAUGGCUCCACCCUCAUCAUCAAUGAGAUUGACAAGACUCUGGAGAGUAUGUCCAGCUACAGGAAAAACAAGUGGAUUGUUGAAGGCCGGCUCCGGAGGCUGAAAACUGUUCUGGCCAAGCGAACUGGGCGGUCUGAAGUAGAGAUGGAAGGGCCAGAGGAAUGCCUGGGACGGAGGCGCAGUUCUCGGAUCAUGGAGGAGACCAGUGGCAUGGAAGAAGAGGAAGAAGAGGAGUCUAUAGCAGCUGUCCCUGGCCGCAGGGGUCGAAGAGAUGGAGAGGUUGAUGCCACAGCAUCUAGCAUCCCAGAGCUAGAGCGCCAGAUAGAAAAACUCAGCAAGCGUCAGCUUUUCUUUCGCAAAAAGCUGCUUCACUCAUCCCAGAUGCUUCGGGCGGUCUCCCUGGGUCAGGACCGCUACAGACGUCGCUACUGGGUAUUGCCGUAUUUGGCUGGUAUCUUUGUAGAAGGAACAGAGGGGAACUUAGUUCCUGAGGAGGUGAUAAAGAAGGAAACUGACUCCUUAAAAGUGGCAGCCCAUGCGUCACUCAACCCUGCCCUCUUCUCUAUGAAGAUGGAGUUAGCUGGCUCCAACACCACUGCCAGUUCUCCUGCCCGGGCCCGAGGCCGACCUCGAAAAACUAAGCCCGGGUCUAUGCAACCUAGGCAUCUUAAGUCCCCUGUCAGGGGUCAGGAUUCAGAACAGCCCCAGGCCCAGCUUCAGCCUGAGGCUCAGCUUCAUGCUCCUGCCCAGCCCCAGCCUCAGCUUCAGCUUCAGCUUCAGUCCCAUAAGGGGUUCCUGGAGCAAGAAGGCUCCCCUUUGUCACUGGGUCAGAGCCAGCAUGACCUCAGCCAGUCAGCCUUCCUGUCUUGGCUGAGCCAGACUCAGAGCCAUAGCUCCCUGUUGAGCAGCUCAGUCCUCACACCUGAUAGCAGUCCGGGAAAACUAGACCCAGCUCCAUCACAACCCCCGGAGGAGCCAGAGCCUGAUGAGGCAGAAUCCAGCCCUGAUCCUCAAGCACUCUGGUUUAACAUCUCAGCCCAGAUGCCCUGCAAUGCUGCCCCCACACCGCCCCCUGCAGUUUCUGAGGACCAACCCACUCCCUCCCCUCAGCAGCUUGCCUCCUCCAAGCCAAUGAAUAGACCUAGUGCUGCCAACCCUUGUUCUCCAGUGCAGUUCUCUUCCACGCCCUUGGCUGGGUUGGCCCCUAAGAGGCGAGCAGGAGACCCUGGAGAAAUGCCACAGAGUCCCACAGGGCUGGGACAGCCCAAACGGAGAGGGAGACCUCCCAGUAAGUUCUUCAAACAGAUGGAACAGCGUUACCUAACCCAGCUGACAGCCCAGCCUGUCCCACCUGAGAUGUGCUCAGGCUGGUGGUGGAUACGAGAUCCUGAGAUGUUGGAUGCCAUGCUCAAGGCCCUACACCCCCGAGGUAUCCGGGAGAAGGCACUUCACAAACACCUUAACAAGCACAGGGACUUCUUGCAGGAAGUCUGCCUGCGGCCCUCAGCUGACCCCAUCUUUGAGCCCAGGCAACUACCUGCCUUUCAAGAAGGGAUUAUGAGCUGGUCCCCCAAAGAGAAGACAUACGAGACAGACCUAGCAGUGCUUCAAUGGGUAGAGGAGCUGGAGCAGCGGGUUAUCAUGUCUGAUCUGCAGAUUCGGGGCUGGACAUGUCCUAGCCCAGACUCUACCCGUGAAGACUUGGCCUACUGUGAGCACCUCUCCGACUCCCAGGAGGAUAUCACCUGGCGAGGUCGGGGCAGGGAGGGACUGGCACCUCAGCGUAAAACUACCAACCCUUUGGACCUGGCUGUGAUGCGGCUGGCUGCCCUGGAACAGAAUGUAGAACGGCGGUACCUGCGGGAGCCCCUCUGGCCAACUCAUGAGGUUGUGCUGGAGAAGGCCCUGCUUAGCACACCUAAUGGUGCCCCUGAGGGCACCACUACAGAGAUAUCAUAUGAGAUCACCCCUCGCAUUCGUGUCUGGCGCCAGACCCUCGAGCGGUGCCGGAGCGCAGCCCAGGUGUGCUUGUGCCUGGGCCAGCUGGAGAGGUCCAUUGCCUGGGAGAAGUCUGUCAACAAAGUGACAUGUCUAGUCUGCCGGAAGGGUGACAAUGAUGAGUUUCUUCUGCUUUGUGAUGGGUGUGACCGUGGCUGCCACAUUUACUGCCAUCGUCCCAAGAUGGAGGCUGUCCCAGAAGGAGAUUGGUUCUGUACUGUCUGUUUGGCUCAGCAGGUGGAGGGAGAAUUCACUCAGAAGCCUGGUUUCCCAAAGCGUGGCCAGAAGCGGAAAAGUGGUUAUUCGCUGAACUUCUCAGAGGGUGAUGGCCGCCGACGCCGGGUACUGUUGAGGGGCCGAGAAAGCCCAGCAGCAGGGCCUCGGUACUCGGAAGAAGGGCUCUCCCCCUCCAAGCGGCGGCGACUCUCUAUGCGGAACCACCACAGUGAUCUCACAUUUUGCGAGAUUAUCCUGAUGGAGAUGGAGUCCCAUGAUGCAGCCUGGCCUUUCCUAGAGCCUGUGAACCCACGUUUGGUGAGUGGGUACCGGCGCAUCAUCAAAAAUCCUAUGGAUUUUUCCACCAUGCGGGAGCGGCUGCUCAGGGGAGGGUACACCAGCUCAGAGGAGUUUGCGGCUGAUGCCCUCCUGGUAUUUGACAACUGCCAGACUUUCAACGAGGAUGACUCUGAAGUAGGCAAGGCUGGGCACAUCAUGCGCCGCUUCUUCGAGAGCCGCUGGGAGGAGUUUUAUCAGGGAAAACAGGCCAAUCUGUGAGGCAAGGGAGGUGGGGAGUCACCUUGUGGCAUCUCCCCCCACCUUCCAAACAAAAACCUGCCAUUUUCACCUGCUGAUGCUGCCCUGGGUCCAGACUCAAGUCAGAUACAACCCUGAUUUUUGACCUUGCCCUUGGCAGUGCCCCACAUCCUCUUAUUCCUACAUCCCUUUCUCCCUUCCCUCCUCUUGCUCCUCAAGUAAGAGGUGCAGAGAUGAGGUCCUUCUGGACUAAAAGCCAAAAAAAGAAAGAAAAAAAUAAUUUUUCUUUUCUGUUUUAUUUGCUAAUUAAAAAUGGGGAGGGGGAAAGUCGUCCCUACUUCCUCCUCCCUGCUUCCUCUCCUCCCCUGUACGUGCCCCAGCAUUCUGGGGUUAUUUAACAAUAGCAAUAGUUCUAGUGAAUGUGUGAAACCAAGAAACACUCUGUACUGUGUGCGGACCCGCAGUGACGGCCAGUAAAGUGGACUUAACUCCCAAGUGUGUCGCGCCGGACACCGGGCCCUGGACAUGCUGCUUCCAUGUUCAGUCCCUUCCCUGCUUCUCGCUGUCUUUCUUUUCCCACCUCCCACCCCCCAGUUUUCAGAUUUUCUCUCAUCCAAUAAUGUAAAACUAUCGUGUACGGGUUCCUCCCUCCUUUUCUCUUCUCCCAAAUCUUUUCCCUUCAAAGGAAAAAAAAAUGUUCAGAGGUCCCUGUCUUCUGUCCCCAUCUUCCUGCCGAUAGCUAUCCCCUGUAUGAUGUUGGAUGCUCCUCACAUGCUGAGUUUCCAGCCUUUUCUGAAACUCAGUAGCUGGGGAGAGGGCAGGGAGGCUUCCUGGGCCUUCCAGCCUCCUUCCCCACCUCCUUCCCAAACCCUCUUGGGAACUCCUCAGGGACAACUACUGCUGAGUUUGGGUGCACCCUAAGAUGGAGGCCAGGUAGCAAUGGGGCCGGCCUCAGAGAGAGCGCUGUGUGUGUGUGUGUGUGUGUGUGUGUGUGUGUGUGUCGGCCUCAGAGCGCGCUGUGUGUGUGUGUGUGUGUGUCAGCCUCAGAGCGCGCGCUGUGUGUGUGUGUGUGUGUGCGUGCUUGUGACCCUGUAUUGUUUGAUAGGAUCCAUUCAGUUUCCCCAAGUACCUGUUUUCAUUCCCAUUUUUCCCAUUGUUUAAAACCAUCACUUUUUUGUCUUUGGGAAACCACAGGAACAAUUUCUCUGGAGACAAGGCUGUGUCUCUCUCCUGGUCAUUUUUGUUCCAGCCUCUUCAGACUGUGCAAUCUUUCAGCAGGAACUCCCUCUCUUCUCGGUAGCUUUGAAUCUUAAGCUUCUACGGGAGAGUGGUAGAACUGGAUCAUUUCCUAAUCCCAUUUAGUUGUGCUUUUCUUCAUUUACUUCAUACCCCAGGACCCCUUCCCCAGCAGCAGAGACCCUGGAGCACAGGAGAGUAGGGAGGAGGGGUUCUGGGUCCAUCACUGCCCUACAUGUGACUAUGUCCAAGUUAAGCCCCCAACACGAGAGGAAAGCUGCUGACUCCCAGCUAUAGCCAUGGGCACUUGGCCCCCUGCUUUUCCUGCUCAGCAGAGCCCCUCCCUUCAGAGAUUACGGGUACUUGCACUGGGGAGGUGGCUGCUGGCUGGCCCAAGCAGAGAGCUGAGGCAUCCAAGAAAUGUUCCAUUGGGGGGUGGGGGUGCCAGGUGAGGUGGAGCAUUCCUUGUAUUCUGGCAGCACUGAAGAGCCACUGAAGGGGGUAGGGGCAGUGUAGGUCCUGGGGCAGCCCCUUUAUUCCUUUAUGCCCCUUCUCCCUCAUAGCCUAUUUCUAAAGUCGCCUUUUCUGUCAGAUAAACCUCAAAACUUUUAAUUUUAUUUGAGAUUUUUUUUUGCUUUUAAGAGGUGGAUUGAAGAAUAUUUGAAUUGACUUUAUAUUAUGCAUAAAUAUUUAUAUUUUAUCUAAAUAACUGCGCUGUAACAAACUUUGUGUUAGACAGUUGAAACUGUUAGAGUUGGGGGCUCUGCUUUUUCCCCCUGGCAAUUUUCCCCUGGUAUAAGAUGUGCUAGAUUAAUUUCAUUGUGAGGUGGAUGGGGGAGUGAAAUUGUGAGGUGGAUGGGGGAGUGAAAUCUCCAUGGUUCCUGCUUUGUGUUCCUCUCCCAGCUCCAUCUCUUUCCCUAGGGACCAGGCACUCAUAUGGCGGGGUGGGGUCCUAGCCUCAGUUUGAAGAAGUGGGGGCUGGAGCGGGGUUGGGGGUGGUAGGGAUAGGGCAUGAUCAAAGGGGCCAUUUCUUGCUUUUCUUUCCUCAUCUUCACUGCCCCCUUGAGCUAGGUGGAUUUUCUCUUCAUGACAAGAGUAUUUGGUAGGGAAAGCAGGUUUAAAAUAAAAAGACAACCCACCCCCUGCCCUUUUGCUUCCCUCCCAUCAGUCUGGUUGACAGGAAGAAACCACACCAUCAACACCAACAAGUUUCUGUGUUCCUUUUACAGCAAAAGGGACUUUUUAUAUAACCAAAUGUGGUGUUUUAGUGACUUUUUGAUAAUGUACAGUUUUUUGUGAAUUUAAAUUUAUUUCUUUCUAUAUUUUUAGGACCAAUCUCAUUUUUAAUAAGGUUAAAAAGAAAAAAAAAGUCUAGCGAAAAAACUCCUGUUUUUGCCAUGUGAUGUUCCACAAGUGCAGCUGUAGAAAAGUGCUUGUCAGUUGUUGAAUAAAAAAAACCACAUUUGAUAGAGAUUCAAAAGACUCUGUGUAUUCAUCUUCCCUUCUACACACCUGAGGGGGAGACGGCGUUGGGAUAGGUAUGACUGGCUUAAGAGACCACAGGCAAGGGAACAACAGGGGCUCCUGUUCCAUACCCUCUGUGUGGAUGGAAAGGGUCAUUAGUGCUCCUGCCUAAAUGUCUGGCUGAGUUGCUGGAGCAAAGGGGGAUUCAGUGCAUCCAGGUCCUGCCUUGUGAGAUGUGGCCCCAGCUUCCUAAGCUGCCACCUCUGUGUUCCUGUCAUAGCAAAUAUGGGACCAUCACCAGCUUACCACUUCCCACUCACGGAUAAGACACCAAGACGUAGAC
Messenger RNA from Homo sapiens (human), 8974 nucleotides. RefSeq names its product bromodomain adjacent to zinc finger domain 2A (gene BAZ2A). Lineage: Eukaryota; Metazoa; Chordata; Mammalia; Primates; Hominidae. Gene Ontology annotation, molecular function: DNA binding. Bases 331 to 5952 code for a protein of 1873 amino acids. Gene Ontology annotation, biological process: RNA polymerase I preinitiation complex assembly. Gene Ontology annotation, cellular component: nucleoplasm; nucleolus. The transcript has 31 exons. The record is from RefSeq and is marked validated.